Molecule: messenger RNA, 1437 nt
Organism: Paramecium tetraurelia
Lineage: Eukaryota; Ciliophora; Oligohymenophorea; Peniculida; Parameciidae
Exons: 5
Biological process (GO): transmembrane transport
Cellular component (GO): membrane
Molecular function (GO): antiporter activity; xenobiotic transmembrane transporter activity
Source: RefSeq, a predicted model, not a curated record
AUGUCUAAAUUAGAACUUGAAAAAACCCUAGAGCUUUCAGAUUUGACUCAUGCAUUUAUUUAUAAAGAUUUGAUUAGACCAUCAAUUGCUAAUGCCUUUUGUUACACACUUCAGCAAAUGCCUGUUGCUUUCACCAUUUAUUUUUUGGAACAAACCUAAAAUCAAUUGCAUGUUGCAACAUUUGGAGUUGGAACUAUUUUCUAUUAAGCUUUCGGGUUCAGUGCUAUGAAUGGAUUAGCUAGCGGUUUACAAGCUUUGGCUUCUUAGGCAAUAGGUGCAUAAAAAUUUUAAUUUUGUGGUAAAUUGUAUUAUCAAUCGAUUUUCAUUGCCUGUAUUUUAAUUAUACCAAUAUCCAUAAUACUAUAUUCAUCAGAAGACAUAAUGCUGUUUAUGAAAAUUGAUUCAGAAUUGGCUGAAGCAACUGGACUCCUAAAUAAAGGCAUGAUCUCAGUCAUAUUACUUGAAGGCAUAUUUGCAUAGACCAAAGCCUUUCUAAAUGCUUAGAACCUUUAUCACCUUUCCGUGUACACUCACUUUGCAUCUUGCUUCUUAUCUCUGAUAUUUAAUUACUUCUUUAUUUCAAUUUUAGAAAUGCAACUAAUGGGAGGUAUUAUUGCUAGAAAUCUCCUUGAGCUCUCCAAUAAUUUGAUUAUAAUCUAUCUCAUAAAGAAAUUCGAUUGUUGCAAACAAACACUAAUCAAAUUUGACUGGUCCUUAUUAGAUGGUACAUUCAAAUUCUUCAAAACUGCCUUGCCAAUCGGAUGUAUAUUUUGGUAUGAAAGCAUUUGUUUUGAACUAUUCUAAAUCCAGGUGAACUAUCUAGCCUCUUUGCUACUGAGCUUAAAUGUCUUAAUGUACACUGUAGCAUUGAUUGCUUAUUAAUUCAGUUAUGGAAUAUCCAUAGCUGCAACUACUUUUGCUGGAAAUGCAAUGGGAGCAAAGUCAGUCAAACUGGCUAAGUAAUACACUAUUGGAUCCUUUGUUUUAUUUGGAGGAUUUCAAAUUUUAUGUCUGGCAUUAAUUAUUUGUUACCAACAAGAAAUUGUUUAAUUUUUGACUUCAGAAGUUGAAAUGGAAGUACUAUUCAUAAAGUUUUUGCCUGUUUUACUAAUCUAAAUUGUGACUGAUGGGGUUUAAGCCUUAGUUUCCGGCAUUGUAAAAGUUAUAGGAAAAGAGCACUUUGCCUCUAAAUCUAUGAUGUUUUGUUACAUUGUUUUUGGAUAACCAACUGCUUACUUAUUGACUUAUGUUUGGGACUUUGAAUUAGCAGGAGUUUGGUGGGGAAUGAUUGUUGCAGCUUCUACAUAUUCUUUAUUAUAAAUAUAUAUUAUGUUGAAAAGUGAUUGGCAUCAUUUAUCAAAUGAAAUCAAUGAUAAAAUACAUUCUAUGGGUGCGCAUCAUGCUGACACAGAAUUAUAACUAUUAGAAAAAGCUUGA